AAAACCUACCUCACUUGAUCCGAACCGACUCAUCAUCAUCAUCAUCCUUCGCUGAAGCCCUAAUCGAAACAGAAAUAGAAACAGAAAAGGGGCAAAUGUCUGUCUCUCUCUCUACAAUUUGCGUAGCGUCAUUCAGUACAUUUAUUUGAUCAUAAAGCUAUCCUCCCUUCAGUUGAAUUUUCAGUAGUUGGGAAUCAUACUGGACCUAGGAGAUCUCCAUUAAGAAUAUGUCAGUACCGAAUGAUGAUUCUCAUUCACAGCUUCCGACUCACGUAUUGAAUGACCUUCUUGAUUCCAUUAUUGUUGACGUUGCAUCCGAAUGUCAUCGAAUAGCAAGGCUAGGUCUCGAUCGUAAUUUGGAAGAAGAGGAAGAAGAAUUGAGGCUGUCAGCUCAAGCUCGGGCCAGGGUAGCUGAUCCAAGUAAUAGUGGUGAAACAAAUAGCAAAUAUGUGGUUGACAUAUUUGAACAAACUCAUCCUUCCGUAGCCAGUGACAUAUUCGAGUGCAUGAACUGUGGGCGAUCAAUUAUGGCUGGAAGGUUUGCUCCUCAUUUGGAGAAAUGCAUGGGAAAGGGUAGAAAGGCUCGUCUCAAGGCAACAAGAAGUAGCACAGCUGCACAGAAUCGGUACUCACGGGGCAGCCCUGUUUCCACUUACUCCCCUUACGCAACUUCAACCAGCACAAACCGGUUAUCAAAUGGAACACCAGGUGUUGGUGGUGAAGAGUACUCAAAUGGCACCUUAGAAGAGCCAUGAAAGAAAUUUGAACAAAGACAGGCUGACAAAUUUGCAUCAAGUCAACAACAAACAAUCCAUACAAGACAUACAUCUGGUUGAUUGCUUGAUGAUCAUAACUAUCCUUUUACCUUCUUUUUCUAAUUUUUUUCCCUAUCUUUUUUUUUUUUAACACUUGGAAGGAUUAAUAGGGUUAGUUAUUCUCAUAGCAGUAUAAUCUGAUAUAGAAGUAAACUUCAUACUUCAGGGAACAUCAAUUAGAAGCAACUCGCUGCCAGCAAACAUGAAAGGGAAAUAGUAACCAUUUCAUAAGUAUUUGGUGUUGUAGUACUCUGCUUAUGUUUCUCUGGGUUACAGAAAUCGAAGUCUUAUGUUGGAGGCCUAAA
Molecule: messenger RNA, 1120 nt
Organism: Camellia sinensis
Lineage: Eukaryota; Viridiplantae; Streptophyta; Magnoliopsida; Ericales; Theaceae
Product: SAGA-associated factor-like protein
Cellular component (GO): SAGA-type complex; DUBm complex
Source: RefSeq, a predicted model, not a curated record